Molecule: messenger RNA, 628 nt
Organism: Seminavis robusta
Lineage: Eukaryota; Bacillariophyta; Bacillariophyceae; Naviculales; Naviculaceae
Source: the annotation of a GenBank genome assembly
GGCAACAAACCACACCACCACACCACAAUCUUCAUUGUGUUAAAUUGUAUCGAAUUAGAUCUGUUGCCUCAUGCUGUGUAAUACAUACUGCUAGUAUCGAGUUGUGUUGCGAUGACGGACGUGUACCAGAAAGACAAGGUCUAUGAAGGACCCAAGCUGAACGCUUAUCCUCAUGAAGAGUUGGGUGUCGUGAGAGGCCGUGCCAAGGACCCCUUAAAGUACCUGCAAGCCACGGAGCAACGAGCAAGAGAGCGACAAGUGGCCAUUGAAACUGUCAAGAUCCUUCGGAAGAGUGUCAUCGAGUGCUACCGCAAGGAAGGAGUCAAUCACUACGAAAACUGCAAGAAAGAGGCCCAGGACUACUAUGAUGUCAUCAUCAAAAAAGAUAUUGGUCAACUGCAUCCCAACUGGCAAGACCCUAAAAAGUUUGAUGGAUGGAGCUAGACUAGCUACAAGCCUCCUGUUUUAAGAAAAUAAUUUUUGUAAAAGGACGUACCGUAGCCGGUGCCCCCUCUGGUAUUCGAACGGAAGAGAUCGGCAAGCAGCUCAGAAUGCUACCGAUAGAAACCGGUACCGUACCGAUGUACGGGAAGAGUGCAUAUUCUAAAGACCAGUGUUACGGUGUCUG